AUGUUGCUAAAUGGGGUAGGGUGGUCAAUACCGCAGUCGCAAGGAAAUAGAGGUGCCAAAAACUUGAUGCCUCAAAAACAAAUAUACAAUCAACAUAAUAAUCUAGUUGAGAGGCAUGUAACAACCUCAACUUUUGCAAAGCAUGAACCUUGGUAUUGGUUCCCCAGCACAGCAGCUAGCUGGGAAGGGCCUGAGUUUCUUGGUCGACCUGGAAAUAUAAAGGAGGAACUUCCAUGGAAAAUCAGAUCAUCUAUUAUACACUCUGUCCGUGCACAUCAUGGAGCACUAAGGUCUUUUGCUGUUUGCCGAGAUGAGUGCACGGUCUUCUCAGCCAGAGUCGGUCCAGGAUUCAGGGGAACUGUUCAGAAGUGGGAAUUGUCAAGAAUUGAUUGUCUAUCUGGAUACUAUGGCCAUGAUGAGGUUGUUAAUGAAAUUUGCGUACUACCAUCCUCCGAAAGGGUAGCUUCUUGUGAUGGAACAGUACAUGUUUGGAAUAGUCAAACGGGGAGACUGAUAUCUGUAUUUACUGAAUUUUCUGCAAAUUCUGCACAUCUUACAAGCCCUUUAGCUUCUGCACCAAAGAUGAAUUUUGAUCAAGCUCAUAUACUCAAUUUCAAUCCACUAUCAAGUGGACUAAUGACUACUGCAUUUGAUGGAAGUUUGUACACUAGUAUGCAUUGCUUGGAAUCCACUGAUAUGCUUGUAGUGGGCACCGGAAAUGGUUCUCUCAGAUUCAUUGACUUCAACAAAGGUCAAAAGCUUCAUCUAUGGAGGAGUGAAUCUGUUGAAUCCAGUUUCCCGUCCCUUAUAUCUUCUAUAUGCUCUUCUGGUUUUGACAAAAUACAAGCCAAUGGAACUGCAGCUUUUCCGUCUUGGAUUGUCGCUGGACUAAGUUCUGGUAAUUGCAGGUUGCUUGAUAUGAGGAGUGGAAAUAUUAUUGCCUCCUGGCAGGCACAUGAUGGUUAUGUGACGAAGUUGGCUGCACCAGAGGAUCAUUUGCUAGUUUCCAGCUCUCUUGACAGGACACUAAGAAUUUGGGACUUGAGAAGGAAUUGGACAUCACAACCCAUUGUUGUCAGAGGGCACAACGAUAGUGUAUCCAGUUUCUCUGUUUGGGGACAAGAUUUGAUCUCAAUAUCCAAAAAUAAGAUUGGGCUUUCUUCUUUAUCUAGAUCGGUUGAUGAGGAUGGGAAGCAUUGCGUCACACCCCAGCAUCUCUACAUGGCUGAUCAUGAAUCAAGGAACUUGUCUGUGUUAUCGAGCAUAACUAUUUUGCCUUUCUCACGACUGUUUCUUGUUGGUACAGAAGAUGGUUUUUUGAAAAUCUGUUGUUAG
Molecule: messenger RNA, 1335 nt
Organism: Ilex paraguariensis (yerba mate)
Lineage: Eukaryota; Viridiplantae; Streptophyta; Magnoliopsida; Aquifoliales; Aquifoliaceae
Source: the annotation of a GenBank genome assembly